GCAAUAGGUAGUCUGUAACGAGAAGUUGCUUGUUUACACAUUUACUCAACAUCGGACAAUAAUGAUGAACAUCAGAGGAAUCGGUGAGCAUCACGGACAGACAAACCGCUCUGUGCAGGUUCAGGUGCAGCCCGCCUGUCACACAGUAACACGCAUCUCCACACCGCAUCUCCGAGAGCAGCUUUCUCCUUUCUAAAGGACCGUUUAUCUUCUUUCCAAUAAGGAAGAACAAGUCUGCACUGGUGAUGGACAGGACACAAGACAUUAUGGCUUUGAUCUGCUUGCUGUUCCUCAAACUGCCAAUGUUUGAGAUGGCCAGUGGGAAAGUCUUAGAGGAGACUUAUCUGAAGUGGGUCCAGUAUAAAGAAGACUGUAUCAAAAUGAUAGAAAAUGAGCCACUCCUUCAAGCAGGCUUGUUUUGUAACAGGACAUUUGACAGAUACGCCUGCUGGCCAGAUACUCCUGCCGGCACUGUGGUCAACAUUUCAUGCCCUUUUUACCUGCCCUGGUAUGACAAAGUGUCCCAGGGUGUUGUGCGUCGGUGGUGUGGCUCUGACGGCCUCUGGGAGAGAGAGGACAGUGGGCAGGUGUGGAGAGACAUGACCCAGUGUGAGGAGGAAAAAGAGGUCACAUCUCAGGAGCUGUGGUUCAAACAACUGAUGGUGAGCUUCAGGAUGUUGUACACUGUCGGCUAUUCCUUAUCCCUCUUCACGCUCAUAACAGCUCUUAUCAUUCUUCUGAGCUUUAGGAAACUGCAUUGCACCAGGAACUACAUUCAUGCUAACCUCUUCCUGUCCCUCAUCCUGCGAGCUGUAUCUGUCAUUGUUAAGGACACCAUGCUGGAACGCCACUGGGGACGAGAAAUCAUGAAACAGGCCGAUGUGAGGGAGAUGCUCAGUCACCAGGCUGCUAUUGGCUGCAGGGUAGCACAGGCGAUGAUGCAGUACUGUGUCCUAGCCAAUCACUAUUGGUUCUUUGGAGAGGCAAUUUAUUUGUACUCUGUGCUUAUUGCCUCAGUGUUCAUCGACAACAACAAAUACUUACCUUACAUCUGUCUUGGCUGGGGAACUCCACUUCUAUUUGUGACUCCCUGGGUAGUGAUGAAGCUGUUGAAAGAAAACAAAGAGUGUUGGGCUGUCAAUGAGAACAUGAACUACUGGUGGAUCAUUCGUUUCCCAAUUCUUUUUGCUUCACUAAUCAACUUUCUGAUUUUCAUGAAGAUCCUGAAGGUCAUUCUUUCCAAAUUACGAGCCAGCAACCAGAGUGGAUACCCUGAUUACAAACUUCGGCUUGCCAAGGCAACCCUUACCCUCAUCCCUCUGUUUGGGAUUCAUGAGAUCAUAUUCAUCUUUGCCACAGAUGAACAAACAACAGGCAUUCUGCGCUACAUUAAAGUCUUCUUCACCCUUUUUCUCAAUUCAUUUCAGGGCUUUCUGGUGGCUGUGCUCUACUGCUAUGCCAAUAAAGAGGUCAGGACAGAGCUGAAGAGGAAGUUACACAGCUGGAGGAUAGAGGCUGAGAAUGUAUGCUGUGGACAGUGACUAGCCGUCUCUCGAGUAGACACUUUCUCCAUUGCCACAGUGCCGGAGCGCAACAGAUCCUCCGCUACGACGACGAGGGCAAUUCCUGAUGGUCCACCCACUCCCGAGAGUUCACUCAAUUUUAGACGUCAAGUUCAGCCAACUUCCCCUCAGCCUGAUGAGUCUUUGUUGCACUGUCCAUCAGUGGUAAAUGGAGACAACACCCUGCAGUGUGGGGAUCAGGAUGACACUGGACAAUCGUCUGGGGCAAUGCAAGUGUCCUUCCUCAUUCAUCUUCAAGACCCUGUGGAGUUACUCCCACAUGUUGUAAAUGUAGAUUCAGACUAAAGACAUUCUUGCAUUCACUGUACAUUUUAAGAUUGUGUUUUUUUGUGAAUAUUCAAAAUUGUAGUAAUUGGUAUUAUGCAAGUUGUAAAACUGUGAAUAUCUGAAUAAGUGAUUGUGAUCAUGUAACACUUGGGACAUCUUUACGUAAAUAAUACAAAUGGAGUAUAAAAUUUAAAAGGAUAUUUGUUUAUAUUGAUUCUUUCAGUGUGUGAUGGAAGGAGAUGCAGGAUGGGUAAUUCAUUACCUAAGAAAGUAGUGUAGGGAUGAU
Messenger RNA from Siniperca chuatsi (mandarin fish), 2136 nucleotides. Its product is annotated as glucagon receptor-like. NCBI's taxonomy places the organism in Eukaryota, Metazoa, Chordata, Actinopteri, Centrarchiformes, Sinipercidae. The coding region runs from base 246 to 1541 and encodes 431 amino acids. The record is from RefSeq and is a predicted model, not a curated record. The transcript has 14 exons. Gene Ontology annotation, molecular function: peptide hormone binding; glucagon receptor activity. Gene Ontology annotation, cellular component: plasma membrane. Gene Ontology annotation, biological process: cell surface receptor signaling pathway; adenylate cyclase-modulating G protein-coupled receptor signaling pathway.